Messenger RNA from Monascus purpureus, 1775 nucleotides. Lineage: Eukaryota; Fungi; Ascomycota; Eurotiomycetes; Eurotiales; Aspergillaceae. The record is from the annotation of a GenBank genome assembly.
UCUAUCUAUUCUGCUCUUCCUCAAUACAAAACCCUUUAUCUUUUCUACAUUUGAAAAGUCCAAUACACAUCCUGGCUAUGGCGUCUCAAAAGGUAACAUCAGCUCUAGCGGCCAUAGAGGCAGCCCCGCAACAGAACAAACCACAGCUCUACAACAACCUACUUGUGGAAAUCGUCUCGACUACAUCCGAACACGAGCUUGCACAGGACCUCAUCUACUACCUCGAUUCCAUACUCAACGAAGAUAUCAGCAUUGUCGCCGUCCGCUCCCUACUCGAUUCGUUCGUCGAUGUGCUGCGAAAGUUGACACCGGAGACCAAGAUCAAAGUCGGUCAACAUGCCGUUACCCUGCUUCAGUCCCGUUCUACGUCUGUGGAAGAACAGGACUCUCAGAUUAGAGAGUUGUUGGCGGAUGCCUACGAGUCUGAGGAAGAAUACAGUGCUGCUGCGCGAGUGCUACAAGGAAUCCACCUUGACAGUUCGCAACGGCUUAUUUCCGACUCGGCGAAAGUAAGGCUCUGGAUUCGAAUCGUGAGGUUAUACUUGGAAGAAGACGAUACAACGAGCGCGGAGGGCGUGUUGAAUCGCAUCAAGAACCUGCCAAGCAAAAUUGAGGAUCAUGAAUUGAAGUUGCACUUCCAGCUCUCGCAGGCGAGGAUCCUCGAUGCCCGUCGACGAUUCCUAGAUGCUAGCCAGGAAUACUUUAAUGUCAGUCUGGCAAGUGGUGUGGAUGAAAGCGACCGUCUUCAGGCGCUUUCGGCAGCUAUUAUCUGUGCCGUUCUCGCCCCGGCCGGUCCGCAACGCGCACGAACUCUGGCACGGCUGUACAAGGACGAUCGCGCGUCAUCGGUGGAAGAGUUUGGCAUUCUAGAAAAGAUGUUUUUGGACCGGCUGCUCAACCCGGAUGAGGUGGCUGCUUUUUCAAAGAAGCUGGCACCGCACCAGUUGGCUCAGACUGCAGACGGAACGACGGUGCUUGACAAGGCAGUGAUCGAGCAUAACCUCGUUGCUGCCAGCAAGCUGUACGAGAACAUGAAGAUCGAUGCUCUUGGGGUUGUUCUCGGGCUGCAAGACGGUCCGGAGAUUACGGGUGGAGAGAAGGCAGAGGCUUAUGCAGCACGGAUGGUCGAGCAAGGCCGUCUCAAGGGCAGUAUCGAUCAGAUUGCGGGUGUAAUCCACUUUGAUUCGAGUGCCGUUGGCUCUGGGGCAACGUCCAAGCAGAUCCGACAGUGGGACACGGGGGUGCAAGGGCUGGCAGAGGAUGCUGAGAGGGUUGCUACUAGCAUAACGGAUGCGUUUCCGAAUUUUGCAGUGGGGCAAAUGGUACAAUAGUUGAGACCAGGUGUAUAGCUGCUUCUUACACGACGAAACGACAGAUACCAAGUACAUCAUUGAUUCAAGAAUCUGAAAAGAGAAAUAUGUCAUUGUGAAGGCAACAGCUGUAGUGUUCUUGUUGUGUUCAACAGGAUGGUUCGGGCCGGGUGAUCCGGGCCAGGUAACCUGGGAAACAUGGAAGCCGCCGAUGCAGCCAGAGAGCAGGAUAAGGAUGCCAGGGUGACAUGACCACUUGCUGCAUGGCUCCGGAUGGCGAAUUAUAGUAGUCUUGCAGUGUAUUAGUGGACGAGAAAGAUCCGAGGCACAGCGUCUGCACGAGAGCAGGAGACAGCCUAGGCAUGUCAGGGAGUAGCCAGCAUGUUGUUGAUAUCCAUGAUAUGAUACCAAUAUCAGUGAUUUAGCUGAAGACAUGAGAUUUUGAAGGCCGGCAGGCUGUCUUGG